Molecule: messenger RNA, 2788 nt
Organism: Musca domestica (house fly)
Lineage: Eukaryota; Metazoa; Arthropoda; Insecta; Diptera; Muscidae
Exons: 3
Coding region: 136-1587 (483 amino acids)
Source: RefSeq, a predicted model, not a curated record
UAUAUAAACAAAAAAUCAAAGUUUGAAGGAAGAAAAAAACGAAGAAAAAUUUGUAAUUCUCUUGGGCAGAAACAAAACUGCUACAAAAUUAAGCUUUCAACGGCAACAAAACAAUAUAAACGGAAAAAAUCAAAAAUGAAAUUGGAGCCGAACGUAAAUGGGAGUCCGAGUCCUUUGGUAACACCAUUGAAAAUUUCCGCAACUCUUGGGGGAACGAAGGUGGAGCCCGCUAUACCACAAGCUCCACCGCCGCCAGAGACGCCGAAAUCUGAAAACGAAGAGGAUUUCGAUCAAUUUCCGGAAGCUGAUGAGGAUUUAGAUGAUGGCAACGGUAGUUGUGUAAAAAAUGAAAAUGGUAGUGAGUUUAGUUCGGAAUUGAAAACCUUUGCAAAAGUGGAUGAGUCUGUCGACAAUGAAACGGGUGAAACGGAAGAGUCGUCCAUGGGCAAAAAGAAAUCGGUGCGAAAAAAACGUUCCCUCAACUGGGAGGAAGCUGAGCGUGGCCUCUUAGUGGAAAUCAUUAAACCAAAGGUGGAAUUUGUGGAAAAUAAAUCAGUCGAUGCCAAAUCAAUUAAAUCGAAGCGUUUGGCGUGGUUACACGUUACCAAGCACUUCAAUGCAUUAAAUUUCCGUCAUCGUUCGAUGGAACAAAUACAGGUGCAGUGGCGCAGCAUGAAGAAUUCAGCUAAAAAAGAAUAUCAACAGAAAAAUCCAAAAUCUACAAACAUGCUGGAAGGUUUACAAAUGCUCGAGUUUAUGGAGGAAAUGUUAAAGGAGCCAGCCAUUGGUGGCACACGUAGUCAGACCCGUAACUCUGCAAUACAAAUUAAAAAAGAACUGCUCGAUGAUUUGGACGAAGAAGAUGAUACACCCUUGGCCGCUUUACCUGCAACCCUUUUCAAUAAUACCAGUAAUAGUGAAGAUACCCAACCUACAUCAACAUUAGCUCUAUCGCCAUCCACCUCGGCCGAAUCUCAGAAUUUAGAAUUUCAACAAAUUAGUGAGCCCAUAAAUGAAGUGGUGCCCGUGAAGAAAAGAAAAGUGUUACCAAAAUUAAAGGAGAAACCAGCUAAAGAAAAGGACAUAAAAUCGCCGGGUGACAAACCCGUUAUAGGUUUAAAAAUAAAACGACAAAAAUGUGAAGCUGCUGCAUCGAUGGGUGAUCUGGAAAACUCUACAGCUGGUGUCACAAUGACGAUACCCUUAACAUCGAAUCUGAAUGCAAAUUAUGUCGCUCCCAUGGAAAACAAACCAGCAACACAUACCACCUCCAACCUGUCAACACCGCCGCCAUCACCGCCGGCGUCUAGAGAUGAGAAAUUCAAAAAGCAACUGUUUGAUCUAAUGAAACGUGCACGUUUAGCUGAAAUGGAUUUUGCUCGCAAAGAACACGAACAGAAAUUGCGCCAUGAACAACAAGAACAGGAUAUUAAAUUACGUUAUAUGCGUGAAUUACACGAACAACGAAUUCGUUUAGCCCUAUUGGAACAUGAGGCUCGCAUGCGUGUCUACUCUCAAGCCAGUAAUAUGUCAUCGACAAAUGAAAUGGCAGCAACACUUCCGGCACCGACAAUGGAUACACAAUAGACAAUAUCAUAGGAAACUUUAAACGGUAUUUAUGUAUAGACGCAAUUAUUGAUAAUAUUCUAUAUAGAGAGUAUGUAGAACUAAUCGUUCAUCUCAAAUCACUUUGAAAUACUAUGCCAGAUGUGAAAUUGGUUGAGGCGAAACCAUCUUCUUCACAUGUUCAGUCGUUUUUAAUAGUCAGCGACUUUUAAAAUAUUGCUGUGCUGUAAUUUGGUUUAUUCUUGGAGAAGAAAUUGAAUUGCCAGUAAUGUAGUUGUCAAAUGGUUUCUAAACUGAUGACAGUUCAUCCAAACCUAACUAAUGAUUUGAUUUUCUUCAGGUCAAGGGCAAUUUUCCUGCAGUUGACAAUAUGUUCUCAUGCGAGAAUUUUGGGAUUUUAAUGACGAAAUUGUUCCAUAUUUCAUUUAUCUUCAUGGACACAAAUUAACCGUGAAAAAUACUAUCUUGAAAGUAUUUCUUCUACUACCAUCUUAGGGUUACAUAUGCGUCAAUGUUUUAUUGUUUGCAAACAUUUUGUGAAUGUGUCCCACUACCAAAACUCCUUUAAUGUUCGGUUUUGCUUAUGGUUCCCAUUUUUCAAAAAAAAAAUUAGCAUGAAGCUGUGUUUAUUUUGGGGCAAGUUUUGAAGUUAUAGAAACGUACUCUUUAAAAUUUCUUUAUCUCUUAUCGUUCGUAUGCGAGGUAAAAUGACUGUUAGUUUGUGUGUAUAGUAUUACGAUUUAUUACAUUUUGCAAUUUUACAAACCAAUAUGCAUUUUAAUACUAAAUCAGAUUCUCAUUUUUUGUUCGAAUCUGUUAAACUUGAUGGUUUAUGUUUAGCUUUUAUUAUUCUUGUUUAGUCUGAAGACUAUUUUCUCUUAUUGUCAUACUUUUCUCUAUUGAUCUUUGUAAUGAAGCCCUGCAUGGGUCCCCUAACUUUGCAGGUAAAUUAAUUUUAUUUGCAUAAAUUUCAUAAGUAUUUUUGCUAUGCUUAUGUGACAAAAUCUAUUGGGUUGAGUUUUAAUUUUGAAUAUUUUGCAAGUUUUACUUUUUUAUAUUCUACUUUGUUGUUGUAACAGUAAUAUGUUCCAUGUUGCUUUCUGUUGGUCAGAUUCUAAUUCCAAACUCAAAAGUGCAGCUACUUUCAAAGACUGUAGACAAGAUUUUCCAAAGUGCAGCGUAGUAUGCGGGCCUGUGUCGUACGCUAGGCAGACUUUUUGCA